AUGCCCCGUCCCAAAGUUCCCGCACAUCAGCGUCAGAGGGCUGUGGAGGCAUGUAAUCUCUGUCGUGAGGCAAAGAAGAGGUGCAGUGGUUCGGCUCCUUGCACUCAGUGUCUCCGCCGGGGUUUAGAGCAUCAGUGCUUCAUAACCUAUGCACCCCGAGGCUCCAGGGCAAGGGCCAGAGCAGAGGCAUCAAUCCGAGCAAGCGAUACAAAUUCAUGGACCAGAGACGAGCCUACAAGUCCGAGGCGACGCGCCAGCAAUCACGCGGUUCAACAAAGUGAUGCCGACACAGUCGAAGUGUUUCAACCGCUGUCACCUUCAGAUUCUCGGCAGGAAGAUGGUGAGGGCAGUCAGAGCGAACAGACUGAUGCUUCUUCGACCAAUCCCCCACGUAUGCUGCUCAAUUCACGCGGGGAGCGAGUCUACAUUGGCGGCGCUGCGUCAAUAUCAUUCCUUCAGAUUGUACGGGACUUGGUAUCGCAGCAGAUCGGUCCUUCAGCCUUUUCACACAACGAAAAGAGUGACAGAAUGCUCGAGGUUGAAACACCUCAAGCAAACGCGCCAGAGCCAGAGGUCAAUGCCAUGGAUUUAGACGGGGAGCAAAAGCUCAGGUAUUUAAGGUCCUACUACGCUGUCACCGAAGCUUUGAUCCACGUCUUUGACCCGUCUGAGCUUGAGGCUUUGCUCAUGUCUCUGGACCAAAGCAUGACCCCCGACGGCAUCGGUAGUCUACCAUCGCUCAAACAAGCAUCGAUUGAUCUUGUUAUAGCGAUAGGCGCUCAGUGUGACUCUCUUGCAAGCGCAAAGAGCAUCGGACAGGCCUGCCUUCGUAGAGCCCGUCGCCAAGCCUUUAUGGGGUUCCUUGAAGAUCCUGAUAUAGAUAUGGUCCGCACAUUUCUUCUUAUGGCAUUCUAUAUGCUUGGAGAGUGUCGGAGGAACGCUGCUUUCAUGUAUCUGGGCAUCGCCGCCAAGGCUGCUCUUGCUUUGGGUCUGCACAGUCGGGAUUCGUAUGCGAAGAAGCCUGGACCUGCUGACCAGCUCAGGCUGCGGAUAUGGAUGAGCAUCUGCAUCGUCGAUAAACUUGUCAACUCAAUCUUAGGUCGACCAUCCGCCACCGCUGGAAUCCGUUCAGCCAGGAAUAACCUCGAUGACGUUGCUCAACCAGGAGAUCACAUCACGGACUGUCUUGUUGCGUCAAACAAGAUUAAGAUCACAACACCAAUUGUCGAACAGCUGAUGCAGGAUAUUGAGAGCUGGAAACGACAUCUACCUGAUUCUAUUCGAAACACGGUGUGCACAGAACAGGCCAGCCCAGGGUCUUUGCCUCCUCAACAUGGAGCAGUCGCCAGAGUACAUGUCUCUUGCUUUUACUACCUUGCCGUGAUGCUUGUAUCAAGGCCUUUUCUCAUCUCUGCACUCACUUCUCGACCACCAAGGGGAGCUUUACCGUCUCAACUAGCCGCUGCUUGUCUUGACGCUGCCAUGUACCUCUCUCAGACAUGCGUCGAGGCCCUGAAUGCUGGCCUCUUGCAGGGAAACAUGUGCAUCAUGAAGGCUCUCAUUUUCGCGGCAGGCCUGGUUCUGGGGUUUGAGAUCUUUGCCAAAUACCCUGUCGACUCCGAUAUCGAGAAUGCCUUCCAAGGGGCAAAAGACGUUCUCACACAUCUAUCCAAGCAAAGCCCACAAGCAGCACAUUACUUGGAGAUUUUGACGACACUCUCUAGUGCCAUUACAAAGCGCCGCUCGAAAGAGACCUCAUCAGGCAGAAGUCGAUAUGUGUCCAAGAUCUUUAGCCUUGAUUCAUCAUCGGAUCAAGGCGAAUCCAGUACACAAGAGUCAAGCUGGCCACUGAUUACCCCUAAUGAUGGCCAGUUUUUCCUACGGCUAGAUGAUGAGGCAACACAAGACUGGUCAUUUCCACAACUCGAGGGAGCUGAUCUCUGCUUGGAUUGGGAGAGUUUGAACAUUUCGCAGUGGGAUAAUUUUCCAUUCCUAUCGUAA
Fusarium vanettenii 77-13-4 is the source of this 2001-nucleotide messenger RNA. RefSeq lists its product as uncharacterized. Gene Ontology annotation, biological process: DNA-templated transcription; positive regulation of transcription from RNA polymerase II promoter by galactose. Gene Ontology annotation, cellular component: nucleus. The transcript is spliced from 6 exons. Gene Ontology annotation, molecular function: DNA-binding transcription factor activity, RNA polymerase II-specific; zinc ion binding; RNA polymerase II cis-regulatory region sequence-specific DNA binding. The record is from RefSeq and is a predicted model, not a curated record. NCBI's taxonomy places the organism in Eukaryota, Fungi, Ascomycota, Sordariomycetes, Hypocreales, Nectriaceae. The coding region runs from base 1 to 2001 and encodes 666 amino acids.